Molecule: messenger RNA, 1719 nt
Organism: Chrysochloris asiatica (Cape golden mole)
Lineage: Eukaryota; Metazoa; Chordata; Mammalia; Afrosoricida; Chrysochloridae
Gene: RAB3IP
Product: RAB3A interacting protein
Exons: 11
Coding region: 1-1431 (476 amino acids)
Biological process (GO): exocytosis
Cellular component (GO): Golgi to plasma membrane transport vesicle
Molecular function (GO): guanyl-nucleotide exchange factor activity
Source: RefSeq, a predicted model, not a curated record
AUGGGUCAGAACCAACUUGAAGGCACUUAUUAUGAUGAAGCUUUUGCUAUGGCUAAUGACCCCUUGGAAGGCUUCCAUGAAGUAAACCUUGCUUCACCUACAUCUCCGGACCUUCUUGGCGUUUAUGAAUCAGGAACUCAAGAGCAGACUACCUCACCAAGUGUUAUCUACCGGCCACAUCCUUCAGCUUUAUGUUCUACCCCUAUCCAGGCUAAUGCAUUAGACGUCUCUGACCUUCCUACACAACCUGUGUAUUCAUCCCCCAGACGUUUAAACUGUGUAGAAAUACCUAAUAUCAGCAUCCAUGUUACAGACCCAGCAUCUUGCUCUACCUCUGGAGUCACAGCUGGGAUAACCAAAUUAACUACAAGAAAGGACAGCUGUAAUGCAGAGAGGGAGUUUUUACAGGGCGCCACUGUAACAGAGGCUUGUGAUGGCAGUGAUGACAUUUUUGGGUUGAGUACUGAUAGUCUGUCUCGUUUACGAAGCCCAUCUGUUUUGGAAGUCAGAGAAAAGGGGUAUGAAAGAUUAAAAGAAGAACUCGCAAAAGCUCAGAGGGAAUUGAAGUUAAAAGAUGAAGAAUGUGAGAGGCUUUCUAAAGUACGAGAUCAACUUGGACAGGAAUUGGAAGAGCUCACAGCUAGUCUAUUUGAGGAAGCUCAUAAGAUGGUAAGAGAAGCAAAUGUCAAGCAGGCAACAGCAGAAAAACAGCUAAAGGAAGCACAAGGAAAAAUCGAUGUACUUCAGGCUGAAGUAGCUGCAUUGAAGACACUUGUAUUGUCCAGUUCUCCAACAUCACCUACCCAGGAGUCUCUGCCAGGUGGAAAGACACCUUUCAAAAAGGGGCAUACAAGGAAUAAGAGUACAAGCAGUGCUAUGAGUGGCAGUCCACAGGACCUUAGUGUGCUGCAGCCAAUUGUAAAGGACUGCAAAGAGGCUGAUUUGUCCAUGUAUAAUGAAUUCAGAUCUUGGAAGGAUGAGCCCACAAUGGACAGAACUUGCCCUUUCUUAGAUAAAAUCUAUCAGGAAGAUAUCUUUCCAUGUUUAACAUUCUCAAAAAGUGAGUUGGCUUCAGCUGUUCUGGAGGCUGUGGAAAACAAUACUCUAAGCAUCGAGCCAGUGGGUUUGCAACCUAUUCGAUUUGUGAAAGCUUCAGCAGUUGAAUGUGGAGGACCAAAAAAAUGUGCUCUCACGGGCCAGAGUAAGUCUUGUAAACACAGAAUUAAAUUAGGAGACUCAAGCAAUUAUUACUACAUUUCUCCUUUUUGCAGAUACAGGAUCACUUCUGUAUGUAACUUUUUUACUUACAUUCGAUAUAUUCAGCAGGGACUUGUGAAACAGCAGGAUGUUGACCAGAUGUUUUGGGAAGUUAUGCAGUUGAGAAAAGAGAUGUCAUUGGCAAAGCUGGGAUAUUUCAAAGAGGAACUCUGAUGCUCUCUUCUCCUGGGAACAUUCAUGAGCCUCCCUGAAUAACUGGAAAAUGGCUGAAUAUUUUUUAUGGUUACUAGGUAUUUAUUUCCAAGAAGUAGUGGGCCCAAGACUUUUUCACUCUUUUGAAAAUUACACGAAGAAGUACUGUGAUUUGUUUUAAACUGAUUUAUGCUGUGUUUGCUUAUUCUGUAGUUCAACACAUUAUAAAGAAGAAUUACAAGUGUACUAGUGAUUGUAAUUUAUAGUUGCAAAAUACAAAAAAGCUAAAUAAAUACAUGUUAGAUUGAA